Molecule: messenger RNA, 3522 nt
Organism: Trametes versicolor FP-101664 SS1
Lineage: Eukaryota; Fungi; Basidiomycota; Agaricomycetes; Polyporales; Polyporaceae
Product: plasma membrane H+-transporting ATPase
Exons: 5
Coding region: 121-3114 (997 amino acids)
Biological process (GO): proton export across plasma membrane; regulation of intracellular pH
Cellular component (GO): plasma membrane
Molecular function (GO): ATP binding; ATP hydrolysis activity; P-type proton-exporting transporter activity
Source: RefSeq, a predicted model, not a curated record
CUCCACCUCUUCCUCCCCGCCGCUGCAGCUUCCUCCGCCCUCGCUAUUAGCGAACGCUCUAGCCUCCCUUAGGGUUUACCCUACCUCCCCCCACCCCGCCCCUCCCCCGCUCGUCAGCUCAUGUCGGAUCCCGUGGUCGAGAAGGAGGCUGGCUCUACCGAGCCGGCUCAGGCCAACGCACCCGAGCCUGAAAAGAAGAAGAGAGAGUACAAGGAUUUUGGUCAUGAUGAGGAGGACAAGCCGUCCCACGCCAAGGUGGACAUGUCUCAAAUCCAACUCAAGGCUGAGGACCUCUACGACAAGGAGAAGGUCGACCUUGAGACCAUCGUUGUCGACGAUGUCUUCAAGCUGCUCCAGUGCGACGACAACGGUCUGACUGAUGAGGAGGCCACCCGCCGUCUUGAGCUUUUCGGUCCCAACAAGCUUGAGAGCGAGGAGCAGAACGCGUUCCUCCAGUUCCUGAGUUUCAUGUGGAACCCUCUGUCCUGGGUCAUGGAGGCCGCUGCCCUAGUCGCUAUCGCACUCUCGAACGGCGAGCACCGCCCCCCGGACUGGGAGGACUUCGUCGGUAUCGUCACCCUCCUGAUCAUUAACUCGGCCAUUGGUUUCUACGAGGAGCGGAACGCUGGUAACGCUGUCAAGGCGCUCAUGGACUCGCUCGCCCCCAAGGCGAAGGUCAAGCGCGCUGGUCAAUGGCGCGAGAUCGAGUCUUCCAUCCUCGUUCCCGGUGACAUGAUCUCGUUCAAGAUUGGUGACAUCGUCCCCGCCGACUGCCGUCUCACUGAGUCUAUCAACGUGUCCAUCGACCAGGCCGCGCUUACCGGCGAGUCUUUGCCCCAGGGCAAGAAGCUCGGCGACCAGUGCUUCUCUGGCUCGACGUGCAAGCAGGGUGAGGCUGAGGGUGUUGUCAUCUCCACGGGCCCGAACACGUUCUUCGGUCGUGCGGCGAACCUCGUCGGUCAGGACGACGACACCACCGGUCACUUGCAGAAGAUUCUCGCCCAGAUUGGGUCCUUCUGCCUGGUCGUCAUCGGUAUCUUCGUCCUCGCCGAGAUCUUCUGCUUGUACGCUGGUUUCCGCUACUCGUACCGUCGCGGUCUCGACAACAUCUUGGUGCUCUUGAUCGGUGGUAUCCCCAUCGCUAUGCCCACCGUCUUGUCCGUCACCCUCGCCGUCGGUGCUCAGCAGCUCGCCAAGUACAAGGCUAUCGUCACCCGUAUCACUGCCAUCGAGGAGCUUGCCGCCGUCACCAUCUUGUGCUCUGACAAGACCGGUACGCUUACCACCAACAAGCUCACGAUCGAUCGCUCGACCAUCCGUACCUACGGCCCCUUCUCGGGUGAGGAUGUCGUCCUCCUCGCUGCCUACGCUUCCCGCACGGAGAACCAGGACGCCAUCGACCAGUGUGUCGUUGGUGCCAUUGGCGACACUUCGCGCGCACGUGCUGGCAUCAAGCUCCUGGACUUCAAGCCGUUCAACCCCGUCGACAAGCGUACUGAGAUCACCUACCUCGAGGAGUCUUCGGGCAAGCUGAAGCGUGUCACCAAGGGCAUGACCGGUAUCAUCAUCGAACUCUGCACGCGCAACAAGACCGAGGAGCUCGAGAACCGUCUCGAGGCCGACGUCGAGGAGUUCGCUCAGCGUGGUCUCCGUGCUCUCGCGGUUGCCUACGAGGAGGUUGACGGUACCGACCACGAGGGUGAGGGCAACGGCUUCGAGCUCAUCGGUCUCCUUGCCAUCUUCGAUCCCCCUCGUGAAGACACCAAGCAGACGAUCGACGACGCCAUGGCUCUCGGUGUCAAGGUCAAGAUGGUCACUGGUGACCAGCUCGCUAUCGCGAAGGAGACUGGCCGUCGUCUCGGCCUUGGUGACCACAUGUACCCCGCUAAGGUCUUGAAGGACGGCCCCGAGCCCGGCAGCCGCUUCCGCAACCUCGACGAGAUGAUCCUCGACGCCGACGGUUUCGCUGGUGUCUUCCCCGAGCACAAGUACGAGAUCGUCAAGCGUCUCCAGGCCCUCGGUCACCUGUGCGCCAUGACUGGUGACGGUGCCAACGACGCCCCGGCUCUGUCCCGUGCCAACGUCGGUAUCGCCGUCGAGGGUGCCACUGACGCCGCUCGCUCUGCUGCCGACAUCGUCCUCACUGAGCCCGGUCUCUCCACCAUCGUCCACGCCAUCCGUGGUUCGCGUAUCAUCUUCCAGCGCAUGCGCAACUACGCCAUCUACGCUUGCGCCGUCACGAUCCGUAUCGUCGUCUGCUUCUCCAUCCUGGCCUUUGCGUUCAAGUUCGACUUCCCGCCGUUCAUGGUGCUGAUCAUUGCGCUCCUGAACGACGGUACCAUCAUGACCCUCUCCGUCGACCGCGUCCUGCCCUCGAACGAGCCUGAUAGUUGGGACUUGGCUGAGAUCUUCGCCUACGCUGUCGCGUACGGUCUGUACCUCACUCUGUCGACCAUCGCCCUCGUCGCCAUCAUCAUCCGCACGACCUGGUUCCACGACAAGUUCGGCGUCACCCUCCACAACGGCGCGACCCAGGCUCUGGACCACAACGACCCUCAGCUUCACAUGAUCGUCUACCUCCAGGUUGCCAUCAUCUCGCAGGCCCUGAUCUUCGUCACGCGUUCGCACGGCUUCUUCUUCAUGGAGCGUCCGUCGGUUGCGCUGUUCGCGGCGUUCUGCCUGGCCCAGCUUGUGUCUUCGAUCAUCGCCGCGUACGGUAACUGGGGCUUCACCAACAUCCAGGCUAUCUCUGGUGGCUGGAUUGGUAUUGUCUGGGUUUGGGACAUCGUUUGGUUCUUCCCUCUCGACCUCAUCAAGUUCGCGAUGAAGGCCACGAUCAUUAAGUCCCUCCGGAACCGUCACAACGCCGCCGUUGCCGCGCAGACCGCGCACAGUGGUGUCCCGAUCACGCGUACGACGUCGCGCGCGGCCUCGAUCCACGAGUCGCUCUACUCGAACCGUGUCUCCUUCCUCCGUCGUGCCGCCCGCAAGGUCGGCUUCGGCCAAAAGAUCCUCAUGAAGCCCGAGGAGCUUCAGCGCUUCAGCUCUAUCCAGGCUGCGCGCACUGGCAGCGUGCUUGCGCGCCACCCCUCUAGACCGACCGCUCCCGCGUAGACGGACGUCUACGACAUGACCCGGACGACGACGACCCUCCCCUCCCCAUAGUCCGCAUCGUGUAGCGAACGAAGGCAGCAGCAGCAGCUUGUGGUGUCACUUCCGCGUAUCCCCAUCUACAUCCAUACCCCACCGCUUGACCCACACCCCCGCGUAUCCCUAGUGUCCUAGUGAGCCCCUGCCCUCGUUUUGUUCACCGCGCGUCGGCGCGCGUCCGUAGAGUGUUGUGCACGUUCCUUUUCCUACAUCUUAUGACCCUGUACCUCGCCCCGCAUCUACGUUUGUCUCUCACGACGUGUCUCGCGGUAUCCGUAGUCCCUUAAUUCCAUACACUCACGCGUAGGACAGCAGACGACAUUUGCUAUACAUUUACUACCGUAACGAAGGAAAAGUAAUAAAAGCAGUCAU